Messenger RNA from Ostrea edulis (European flat oyster), 1562 nucleotides. RefSeq lists its product as uncharacterized. Bases 1 to 1227 code for a protein of 408 amino acids. The transcript is spliced from 7 exons. The record is from RefSeq and is a predicted model, not a curated record. Lineage: Eukaryota; Metazoa; Mollusca; Bivalvia; Ostreida; Ostreidae.
AUGACAAAACAAAAUCUGGAUUACAAAUCCUUUAAGUUUGUCCGUCAUGGUGGAUAUUACCUCUUCAUAACAAACCAGACAGUGACAUAUAGUGAUCUGGUCCACCUUCACCCUGUGUACCAUGACGAGGAACCAAGUCCCAGCCUACAGAACACCAUCAUAUUCCCUGAGGGCCACAGUGGUGUUCAGGUGUUGCUCUACAUCAACCAAUCUAACCAGAUUGAUGUGGUGAUAAUUGAGCCGUGUGAGGUGGAAAUUUACGGCUGUGUUGAGGGAGAGGUCAUUGAAUCAUGCGCCUGCGCAAAUACAACAAUAGGUGGACAGGGACCUGAUCUUUGGCAAACCAGUGUGGUAUUUGGGACAGGAUCGCUUGCACUCACUUGUAAUGACAACUACUUGUCCAUCAUGAAUAUGUCGGAUUUUGAUGAUUCCGAAUUUUUAUCAAUACUAGAAACGUGUGAUGGAAAACAACAUUGUUCAUUCAAUAGCAACUCCCAUAUACAACAUAAAACAAUAAUGUUCUAUUGCCAGGAUAAAUGUUCAAAUGUAAACUACAAAAACUCUCUUCUUAACCGUACUGUGGUAGAAGACUUGGGAAUAGAAUACCAACCAGACGUCAGCGAUCCAUUUACUGCAUUCCUAAAGUCACGUGUUUACGACUGUAAUGAACGUCACAUUCUAACCAGCGGAAAUCUCACGCGUCAGUGUCAGGAGCAGGAACGGUGGUCGGGGGAAGAUCCAGUGUGCAAUGUCACAUGUCAGCAGCCAGAUCAUGACAAUAGCACUACUAUCCGUCAGUCAAGAUCUCCGAUAUAUUUUGAGGACUAUAGUGUGUCAUACACAUGCAGAGAACAUCAUCGUCACGUCCAUGGCAAUCUCACCAGAGUUUGUAACGGUAGUGGUGAUUGGUCAGGAGAAAUACCUGUCUGUAAACGUUGUAAAUGUCCAUGUGAUAGAGUAAAGACCCAAUAUUUCAUCACAGACGCAGAGGUCCUUCAAAAGAAAAUAAAUAAACUGAGCAAUGAAUUGAAAGUCAACCGAAAAGACCUCUCCGCAGCCGUGAGAGCGAAGACCUGCGCAGAAGACAAAAGGGAGUCUUCGAAAUAUCUUGGUUUCAUCACUGGAAUAGUAAUUACUACGACUGUGUUGGGAAUCAUCGUUUGUAGUGACCUUCCAUUGAUGUACAGACAGAUCCUAUUUGGACCUUACGCCUCUCGUACACGUUAAAUAAAGGUGGUUUAUCAACUUACGUACAAUGUACCCUGUUCAUAAUAAUAUUAUUGUUUUUAAAAUUCACAAUUUAUACAUGAUUUAGACAUGAGCUUUGUUGGUAGACGUUCAUUAUUGUUCUGUAACAGGAAAAUAUGAAUGAAUCAAUAAAUUCAUUAUAGAAAUGAUAUUAAAAUGAUAAUUCAUGCUAACACUCCAUGUAUUCAAUCCUUUACAUAUCUAGAUGUGCACCCCCCGCAUCACAAACUCCUCUUCAAUCUCAAACUGACCAAGAAUAUUUACCAAUGACUAAUGAAACUACUCUGUGAAACAUGAAGAAAAACCUGUAACCU